GGAUGCGCGGGGAUGGGACCGAGCCGGCCAGAGCAGCGGCUUUGCCAUCCGAGUAACACCCUCCAGCCAGCCUCCUCUCCUCCUCCCGCGCUCGCUCUGCCUCCCCCCCCCGCUCCCUCCUCGUCUUUUUUUUUUUUUCCCCUGGCCUCCCCCUUCCCCCGACUCCCGUCUGUGCCGCACUCGCAUCUCCAGGCAGGCAUCCAUCGCCACCCGCCCCGCCGAGGCACCAGCCUCCCGCGCCGGGUGCUGCCCCGGCGCUUCCCCGGACCUGCCUCCGCCACCCGUCUGGUGACAGAGAGACACACUGACUUCGGGGUGUCCCCCAUCCCCUUCCGAGGGCACGCUCCACUUACCCGGCGGUUUUCUUUUUAAGAAAAGCCACCCCAUUUCCUACAAGCCGCCGGCAGCGCCAAAAGCCACCCCCCGAGCAGCAUCACCCCCCGCCACCGAGCACCGCUCGCUCCAGCUCCGGUGGUGGGUGGGAGGGGAGGCCCGAGGCCAUGGAGGUGGCCACGGACCAGCCUCGCUGGAUGGCCCACCACGCCGUGCUCAACGGGCAGCACCCCGAGAGCCACCACCCCGGACUGGCCCACAACUACAUGGAACCGGCGCAGCUCCUACCUCCGGAUGAAGUCGACGUCUUCUUCAACCAUCUGGAUUCACAGGGCAACCCCUACUACGCCAAUUCUGCCCAUGCCCGGGCCAGGGUCUCCUACAGCCAGGCACACGCCCGCCUGACCGGGAGCCAGAUGUGCCGGCCCCACCUGAUCCACAGCCCCGGGAUCCCUUGGCUGGACAGCAGCAAGGCGGCACUGUCUGCCCAUCACCACAACCCCUGGACCGUCAACCCCUUCACCAAGACACCCCUGCACCCCUCGGCGGCCGGAGCGCCCGGGGCCAUCUCGGUGUACCCGGGCAGCAGCACGUCCAGCACCGCCUCCGUGUCUUCGCUCACCCCGGCCUCGCACUCCGGCUCCCACCUCUUCGGCUUCCCACCCACCCCUCCCAAGGAAGUGUCCCCAGACCCCAACUCCACCAGCGCUGCCUCCCCUUCCUCCUCCGCCGGGGCUCGGCAGGAGGACAAAGACAGCAUCAAGUACCAAGUGUCGCUGUCGGAGGGGAUGAAGAUGGAGAGCGCCAGCCCGCUCAGAAGCAGCCUCACCAGUAUGGGGGCCCAGCCCUCCACACACCACCCCAUCCCCACCUACCCCUCCUACGUGCCGGCUGCCCAUGACUACAGCAGCAGCCUCUUCCACCCAGGCAGCUUCCUGGGGGGUCCCGCAUCCAGCUUUACCCCCAAGCCGCGGAGCAAGGCCAGAUCCUGCUCGGAAAGAAAUCCGGUUUCUUCGUGUUUCCAUUUAGAAGGCAGAGAGUGUGUGAACUGUGGAGCAACUGCUACCCCUCUCUGGAGAAGAGACGGCACCGGGCAUUACCUGUGUAACGCCUGCGGGCUCUACCACAAAAUGAACGGUCAAAACCGACCUCUCAUUAAACCUAAACGAAGGCUGUCAGCGGCCCGGAGAGCAGGGACUUGUUGUGCCAACUGUCAGACAACCACCACGACCUUAUGGCGACGCAAUGCAAACGGGGACCCGGUUUGUAAUGCCUGCGGACUCUACUAUAAAUUGCACAAUGUGAACAGGCCUCUGACCAUGAAGAAGGAAGGGAUUCAGACCCGGAAUAGGAAAAUGUCCAACAAAUCAAAGAAAAGCAAGAAAGGCUCCGAGUGUUUUGAGGAACUGUCCAAGUGCAUGCAGGAGAAAUCGUCUCCCUUCAGCGCUGCUGCCCUCGCUAGUCACAUGGCACCUAUGGGGCACUUGCCACCUUUCAGCCACUCUGGACACAUCCUACCAACACCUACCCCCAUCCACCCAUCUUCCAGCAUCUCAUUUGGACAUCCACACCCAUCCAGCAUGGUUACAGCCAUGGGAUAAAACCCAGUGACCAAGAGACCCACCCAGAGAUUAAGAACACAGGGCUUUGCCUAAGAUGACACCAAGUAAGAAAAUGUUCUGCCAAGAGGAGAAUGUAGGGAUGGCAAAAGAGGAUCUUUGCUCCCAAGUGGACUAAAACCUUGCAAAUGAUGGGUCUUCUGCAGAAACGUCUAGUGGUGCCUGUAAUGCACUUUGCCCCCUCAGGUAUAAGGAAAAAGAACUUACCUGUUUGAUACUUCAUUGUCCAGCAGGAAGCAAAAGGUGGCAGAAGCUGAAGGAAAAGGCUUGGAACUGGCUUUCCUUUCUCUCUUUGUUAUUACUGUGAAUAUUGUAAAGAGAUAUAAGCAGCCUCCCAGGAUGGAACGGGCUCACUGGAAGCCAGACAUGCUGGAUUUCUAUCGUGGACUUUGUUUGGGAUGGGGAGGGAGGGGGAAAAGGAAAAAAGAAAAUAACAUCUUUAUAAAACAGUAAUUUUGAAAAUGAAAUCUGACACAAAGUCAUAUUUAUUUUGCUCUUGUUUUUCCACAAAAGCCUCAACCCCUCCGAUUGCAUGUUUUUGUGCUGUAAGAAAACCUGCCUUCAAAACCAGGGGGAGAGUGGGGAAUAUACUCAGCAGCCCCCUUGGAUUUGCUCCAUCUAUCUUCCAUACCAAAAGAGCUAGGAAGGAGGACGAGAUUGGAGCGGGGUGGGGGAGAGGAAGACACACAAAGCAAAACAUGUAGCCAUAACAUGGGAUUUUAACGUGCCCAAGAUGGGUGAUUAUUUUGCCACAGUUUCUUCAUUCUUUUCCCUAACAUAAAAGAUUUGUUUUUUAAAAGACAGCCCCCAUUCCCACCUACCUUGUUAUUCCUCAAAACAGGCAGCUCGAUCAGACAAACUGUUGGAGGAAGAAACUCUCGGGAAGGCAAUCCUGCACUAGCCCAGGGGUGAGCUACGGGCAGUUACCGUGUCGCAGCUGACUUCUAUCGCAGCAAAACCCAUCGCAGGGCAUAAGAACAUCCAACUUGUAGACUUUAGAGGUUGAAGCAUUUUGUUCUGUUGUGUUGGCAGCUGUUGCUUAAAAAUGCAGAUUAGCUGCCUGGGUAAACUUGGGGCAGUGUGGCCACCACCACAAUCCCCACGCAGGCAGUGUGUGCUGUCUCGGGCAGCCGGGCCUCGGUGGGCUUCACAGGGAGGAAGGGCAGAAAUGAGGUUGAGAUCACUGCAGAGGGGAAAGAGAGAGACAAUCACUUCUGAGCUUCACACAUCCAUCAAACCCCAGUGCCAGCUGAUGAGAGGAGGGAAAGCAUCGUUGGUUGGAGGGGGAACGGCCGUUUCCCGCAGCGUGUUUUGUAUGAAAAACAAACAAACAAAAUGAAAAAAAAACUGCAAAAAAAAGAGAAAAAAAAAGCCAAUCUCCCAUUAUGAAACCAUAUUGUACGUAAAUGAGCGAAAACAAAGCUAUUGCCAAUGUGAAGUGUAUUCUAUUGAUUGUUAUGAUCCGAUGCCUCUCGUGAACACAAGCUCCAGUAUAACAUACAGUGUACAUAUUUAGCUAUACUUCUGAUGGAAAUGCCCCCAUGAGCAGAGGGGUUUGAUAAUGUAAACCACGUAAGCUUAACUCUGUGACAAGCUUGUUAUUUUUUAAAAUUUUUAACUUUUGUUGUUGGGGGUUUAUUUUUUGGUUUUUUUUUUGUUUGUUUGGAUCAAGCCAAUUGUAUCUUUACUGCAAAAGUCCUGCUUAAAAGAAAAACCACAAUGAAACAAAAACGGAUGGACGUUAAUUGCUUUGUUUUUUAACGUGGAAUUCAAAUGUUUGAUAAUGAAUUAAGAACGAAGCAGCCACCAAAAAAAAAAAUCUUGCUUUCCUCCUUUUUUUUCUGGUCUGCAUAGGCAUGUAGGUGCACUUUGUAAAGAAGUGGAAGUAAAACGGGAAGCUAAAUUGGUUGGGAGAAAUCAUAAGGAUUUUUAAUCUCCUGAGGUAAAAAAUUGGGUCCUUUUUCGCUUUUUACCUUUUACGAUGGUACAGUUGUACAUUAGUUGUACCCAACUCAAAUUUCUGUGGGAUUUGGGCAGGGGAGCGGGGAAGGGACGUGGGUGGAAGACAGGGAUUACUGAUACAGUUGACAAAGUGCAAUAUAUUGUCAGUCACUGCAGCAUAGACAACGGCAGUCGAGAUUUAAAUUAUUUUGUACUUGUAUCAGCAUAAAAAAAAUCUUCAGUAUUUUCUGUUUUUAUUUUUAUUUUGCUUAUUUUUUGAUUAGUGAACUAAGUUAUUGUUAAUUAUGUACAACAUGUUUAUAUAUUGUCUGUAAAAAGUGUAUG
Messenger RNA from Colius striatus (speckled mousebird), 4238 nucleotides. It is a transcript of the gene GATA2, whose product is annotated as GATA binding protein 2. Gene Ontology annotation, biological process: negative regulation of transcription by RNA polymerase II; positive regulation of miRNA transcription; positive regulation of angiogenesis. Gene Ontology annotation, cellular component: nucleus. The record is from RefSeq and is a predicted model, not a curated record. The transcript has 6 exons. Lineage: Eukaryota; Metazoa; Chordata; Aves; Coliiformes; Coliidae. Gene Ontology annotation, molecular function: RNA polymerase II cis-regulatory region sequence-specific DNA binding; DNA-binding transcription factor activity, RNA polymerase II-specific; zinc ion binding. The coding region runs from base 501 to 1934 and encodes 477 amino acids.